Messenger RNA from Sphaeroforma arctica JP610, 681 nucleotides. RefSeq lists its product as hypothetical. Lineage: Eukaryota; Ichthyosporea; Ichthyophonida. The record is from RefSeq and is a predicted model, not a curated record. Bases 1 to 681 code for a protein of 226 amino acids. The transcript is spliced from 2 exons.
AUGCAGACUACCAGAGUAGAUAUAUCAGCGGGGAGAGCUUCCCGGAAAGCGUUAAGCACAAAUGCAUUGGCUCCAAAGAAAGCCAAAAGCAAUAAGGUGUGGGUACGAUAUACUCCCAAUCCUCUCGUGGUACUAUAUACACCGUCACCAAGGCAACCAGGAACGAGCGCAAGUCCCAGCAAGACCCCACUAAAGGCACUCGCAGAAUACAAAGAUCGCCUGCUAACAUGCGACCAGGUUGAAAUAAUCAAAGUGAAUGAACUAGCCGCACCCGCAACCAAGCUUGCCAGUGACAUACGAGAGCGCGAUGCUAGGACACCGAAAGGGUACCCGUCUAUUAUCGAUGCAGAUUAUAGCGAAAAGUGUGGUAUCUUCCACGGUAGUAACAGAACAAGAAUAGAUGCAUACGACUUCUCUGAUCAUAAUGAUAUAGACCUAAAAAAUACCAGUACUGGGUCUAUCCACGCAAUAGUGCUCCUACUUGCAGGAGAUAGCGCUGCACGGAUGGGUAUAGCGCUCGUACAAUCAUUGCACAAUGUCAACACCUGUCCUGGUAUUGACAUUGUCGCAGCUUUAGUGGUAGGCGGAGUGGGUAGUGAGGAAUGUAAAAGGACAGGCAAGACGAAGUGCUCAUCGCUAUCACCUACCGCCUUUAGUGAUGUAUGUCGCUUACCUACUUAA